Messenger RNA from Anolis carolinensis (green anole), 3627 nucleotides. RefSeq names its product collagen triple helix repeat containing 1 (gene cthrc1). Lineage: Eukaryota; Metazoa; Chordata; Lepidosauria; Squamata; Anolidae. The coding region runs from base 40 to 909 and encodes 289 amino acids. The transcript has 4 exons. The record is from RefSeq and is a predicted model, not a curated record.
AGACCCCUCCCCUUCUUAGAUCCUUCCUGCCGGCGCUGAAUGAAAGGCUGGCUUGUGCGCCCUGGGCAGAAAAGGGGAGGACGGGACACUGCCCCAUUCAUUCCCCCACGGAUCCCUCUCCUCCUCCUCUUCCUCCUCCUCCUUCUUCUUGAUUCUCCAGCCAUGGAGCCCCUUCGCCCCGGAGUCUCGCCGCCCCCGACUUUCCUCCUGGCUCUUCUUCUUCUGCUCCUGGCCGCAUCCUCUUCCUCUCCUCCCUCUUCUCAGGCGACGGACAAUCCCAAGGGCAAAGGCAAGGCGCUACUGCGGCAGAGGGAGGUGCUGGACCUGUACAAUGGAAUGUGCAUGCAAGGACCGAUUGGUAUUCCUGGACGGGAUGGCAACCCUGGAGUCAAUGGAAUCCCCGGAACGCCUGGGAUCCCCGGCCGCGAUGGAUUUAAAGGAGAAAAAGGAGAGUGUAUGCGAGAAAGCUUCGAGGAAUCUUGGACACCAAACUAUAAACAGUGUUCAUGGAGUGCCCUGAAUUACGGCAUAGACCUUGGAAAAAUUGCAGAAUGCACAUUUACAAAGAUGCGUACCAACAGUGCCUUGAGAGUCCUCUUCAGCGGAUCACUGCGACUCAAAUGCAAAAAUGCCUGUUGUCAGCGAUGGUAUUUUACGUUUAAUGGAGCCGAAUGCUCUGGGCCACUUCCUAUUGAAGCUAUAAUCUAUUUAGAUCAAGGAAGUCCAGAAUUAAAUUCUACUAUUAACAUACACCGUACCUCUUCAGUGGAAGGAUUGUGCGAAGGAAUCAGUGCUGGCCUGGUGGAUGUUGCUGUUUGGGUUGGCACAUGCUCCGAUUACCCAAGAGGAGAUGCUUCAACUGGAUGGAACUCGGUCUCUCGUAUUAUUAUAGAAGAAUUGCCGAAGUAGAGCCCCUCUUUUACAUGGCUCUUCUUGCCCCAAAUACUUCAGGCCUUAUAUAACUUUCCCCAUCCUCUACAGCCCUUGAAAUCUUGUUUUCUGUAUAUAAAAGCAAGGAUUUCAUUAUAACGCACAAGCAUGAUUAUAGAAAAAGAAUUCAUAUUUCUAUUUUCUUCAUUUUAUAUCUUUUACAAUAUUUUGGAAUAAUUCUGAAGCAGUAAACUGGAUUUAUGUACUGCAUUUGUAUAGAUUCAAACUGUAUGUACACUCAUCAACAAAGGUGCUCUUCUACAAUAAGCCAAAGAAAUACAAUUUAAUUAGCAAACGCAUUUAACCUUUAUUUUUUCCUUCCUCCCAAACGGUGGUAAUUUAUGUUAAAACUCAACACACCUUCAUCUUUUAUGAACCAAACAAGAUUAGCACACCUUUACCAGAAUGCUGUCAGUGCACUACAUAAUUUUUUUCCCAGAAUGAUGAUAAGGGAAGACAUGCAAAAUCUGCUGGCUCUGAGCAUUAUAGUUCUCCAGUGCCUUAUUACCUUCAUGGUGAUUGUGUCAGUAGCCUUUUCCCUCUCAUCACCAUUGCCUGCCCCAAGAGCCCAUUCACACUAUAUUGCACUGAAUCUACUUUAACCGUAGUGGUUCAUCCUCUGAAAUUCUAGGAUUUGUAGCUUGGGGACAGGCAUUUAGAACUCUGUGAGAAAGACCUCUGGUGCUUCACAGAACUGCAAAGCCCAGGAUUCCAUAGUACACCACCACAGUGAAAUCACAGGCAUCCCCCACUAUAGAUUAUAGCUAUGUACCGCUCUUUCAACCACAUUCUGGUUCUUCUUUGUGGUCUCUGUGUUUCCCUCAACUGGGUUUUUCUGUGCAUGCACAGCGCCUCAUCAGAACUCUGUGUGAAUUCACAGAAGAGCAUUGAACCAACAGAUGAUCACACUGUGCUAAUUUUUCAACUGAAAGAUGGAAUUCUAAUGCAAAACAUUAGUUUUAAAUAGACAAAUUCUGAUUGCUUCCUAGAAAAGUAUUGCUUCAGCUGGCAAGCAUGGGAUUCUGAAAAGUGUACGGAACCUUUUAAAAGUAACUUCUGUGGUCAGACAAGCAAUCCCCUAGGUCUGCAUAACUGUCUUUUUGCCUAUUGAGAGAGGGGAUGACUGCUCGCUUAGAAGCUCCACCUGUGUUUGGUGGAUUGUGUGGGAAACUCUUGAUUGAAGCCAAAAAUAAGGGAAAGCCCAAUGAAUCUAGCAGGGAAUGUGCACACCAUCCUAGAUUAUAGUAAAACAGAAGGCAGAAUGCCUCAAGAAUGUACACCACACAUUUUGUUGUAUUUAAAUUUUAUCCUGGUCAUAGGCUCCCUGCCCUUUUUAUUUUAUUUGCCACCUUAUUUGCCUAAUAAUUAUCAUUUUUAUAUCAUGAAAUUUUAUUUACACAUGCCAGUUGAAAAUCUAGACACUUUGAGGUCAUGUGUAUCAAGGGAAUCGGAGGAGGCAAUGUGCUUUCAAGGCAAAAAUGCACACAUUUCUCUCUGUCCCCAUUUUAAAAGAACACUGGACCAAUAGGAUGAUUCCCUGUUAAAAAGAAUCACCAGUGUAAUUGUAAAAUCAAAUGAUCGACUGCCGAAGUGAUAGAUCCAUUGUAAAUUGUGAAAAAGGCCGUCUGUACAUCUAUUCUUACACAUAGUCUUCAUAGAAAGUUUCAGAAAUCUCCAGAAAGCAAUGCAAAGAAAAUAUGUACACCUUAACAUACAGUUAAUUUUCAUGGAGUAUUUACAGGCUCUGAAAACCUGUUUUUCUGGCGAUCUUUACAACCCAAUUUUACCAAAACAAAUUUUUGAUAACAUAUUUUAAACCAUGCAAUACAUUAAAUGGAAUCAAAUCAAAUAAUAUUAGAUAUAGGAAAAUUCAUACACAGAGAUUUCAGUAUUUCAAUUAUUCUGUAGGAUGUUAAACUUUAAACAAAAGCAUCUUACCAUCAGUAUGCACAGGCUAUACAGCAGUUCACAAAAGCUUGUACAAGCCAAAUAGUUGUGCCUCCCUCCAUUGAACAGCUGACCUGAAUUCCAUCACAAAUUGCUUUAGAAUUUGAACACUGCUCUAAAACUAUAUCUUUAUGAGGAAGGUGUAAUGCAUACAUUUUAAAAAUAAGUUUUCCGAAACUUAAAAAGCCAUUUGCAUGGGGGAGGAUGUAAGAAUGUACACAGUCAAGGUCCAUAUUUUUCAGUUAUUUUUAGCUUGAAUAUAACUUGCUUGGGUAAGUUGCGAUUACUAUCUUAGAACAGACAACUUACUCUAGGCGAUAUUCUGUUUCUAAUGAGAUCCUAUGACCUAUCAGUGUAUUUUAGGAUUUUUAGCUUCCAGGUAAAAUUUAAACCAUUAAAAUAGUUUAAAUAAUGGGAACCAAAACGACCAUCAGUCAAAAUUUAGUACUACACUGGACCGCAAUCCAAUGCCAGGGUAAAGUAUGCUUGAAUUGCCUUUUCCAUGUGGCUUUCUCUGUGUUAAUGUUCCAGUAAGCUUCUUCUGUGGAAGGCAGAUGAGGCUCUUUGAUGAAACAAAUUUACGGCUUAUUUUCCACUAUGGAGUUUCUUUUCUGUGUGUGUAUGCCCAGCUUAUUUUUAUAUCAUUCCGUUAUUGUUGUAUUUUUAUAUUGCACUUGUUCUGAAUACUGGAGCCAAAUUGGAAAGAUGAGACAUUUAAUCAUUGAAAUAAAAAUUAAAAUGCAUGUCUUA